CGGAUCGAUGCCCUCUGUGCUCCAAGUGGGCGGAAGUGAAGGCACAGCCGGUUGGGGCGACCGCGAUCCGGGAGUUCUCCGUGAGAACGGCGGGGUUUGUGUUGGCGCUGGCUGUAGUGGCGCAGGCUGGAGAUUGCUCUCUUUUACCAGAUCACCAGUUUGCUCAAAAAAGCACGAUGUCUCGAGCCCGACAACCCCCUCUUGUGACAGGAAUCUCUCCAAAUGAAGGAAUACCAUGGACAAAGGUCACCAUUAGAGGAGAAAACCUGGGGACAGGCCCAACUGACCUUAUAGGUUUGACAAUUUGUGGACAUAAUUGCCUUCUGACAGCAGAAUGGAUGUCUGCAAGUAAGAUAGUGUGUCGAGUGGGACAAGCCAAAAAUGAUAAAGGCGACAUCAUCGUCACCACCAAGUCAGGUGGCAAAGGAACCUCAACUGUCUCCUUCAAGCUCCUCAAGCCUGACAAAAUAGGUAUUCUGGAUCAGUCUGCGGUGUGGGUUGAUGAAAUGAAUUAUUACGACAUGCGCACCGACAGGAACAAAGGCAUCCCACCCCUGUCCCUCCGUCCUGCGAAUCCACUUGGCAUUGACAUUGAAAAGAGCAAAUAUCCCCAGAAGGACUUAGAAAUGCUGUUCCCAGGAAUGAGUGCCGAUUUUACAAGUGAGAAUUUUUCAGCUGCCUGGUAUCUGAUUGAGAACCACUCGACUACCAGCUUUGAACAGCUCAAAAUGGCUGUCACCAACCUGAAGAGACAGGCCAACAAGAAGAGCGAAGGCAGCCUGACCUAUGUGAAAGGGGGUCUCAGCACUUUCUUUGAGGCGCAGGAUGCCCUCUCAGCCAUCCAUCAAAAACUAGAAGCGGAUGGCACGGAAAAAGUGGAAGGAUCCAUGACGCAAAAACUGGAGAAUGUUCUGAACAGAGCGAGUACUACUGCUGACACAUUAUUUCAAGAAGUGUUAGGUCGAAAGGACAAGGCAGAUGCCACCAGAAACGCCCUCAACGUGCUCCAACGAUUUAAGUUUCUCUUCAACCUCCCUCUAAAUAUUGAAAGGAAUAUUCAGAAGGGUGAUUAUGACGUGGUUAUUAAUGAUUACGAAAAGGCCAAAUCUCUCUUUGGAAAAACGGAGGUUCAGGUUUUCAAGAAAUAUUAUGCUGAGGUCGAGACACGGAUUGAAGCUUUAAGAAAAUUACUUCUGGAUAAAUUGCUUGAGACACCAUCAACCUUACAUGACCAAAAACGUUACAUAAGGUACCUGUCGGACCUCCACGCCCCAGGUGACCCCGCAUGGCAGUGCAUAGGUGCCCAGCACAAGUGGAUCCUGCAGCUGAUGCACAGCUGCAAGGAGGGCUGUGUCCAAGACCUCAAAGGCAGUGCGGGCCUCCACAACCCCAUGCUGGAUCUCGACGGCGACAUGCGACCCUCCAUGCUGGGCCACCUCAGCCAGACGGCCUCACUCAAGAGGGGCGGCAGCUUCCAGUCUGCUCGCGACGAUGCUUGGAGACACAGAACUCCUCACCGGGUGGAAUUUGUCGAAAAAUUGACCAAGCUUGUGCUGAGUCAGCUGCCUAACUUCUGGAAACUCUGGAUCUCAUAUGUCAACGGGAGCCUAUUCAGUGAGACUGCUGAGAAGUCAGGCCAGAUUGAAAGAUCAAAGAAUGUCAGGCAAAGACAAAACGACUUUAAGAAAAUGAUUCAGGAGGUGAUGCACUGUCUGGUGAGGCUGAUCCGUGGGGCCCUGCUGCCCCACAGCAUCACUGAGGGCGGGGCACGGCUGUACGGAGGCUGGGAGGUGAAGUCUGAGCUCUCAGGCCAGUGGCUGGCUCACGUCAUACAGACUAUCAGGCUUACUUACGAAUCGUUGAGCGCCCUUGAAAUUCCUAAUGACAUGUUACAGACCAUCCAGGACCUCAUUCUGGAUCUCCGGGUCCGGUGUGUGAUGGUCACCCUUCAACGCACAGCUGAAGAAAUAAAGAGAUUAGCUGAAAAGGAAGACUGGAUCGUGGACAACGAAGGACUGACUUCUCUGCCCUGUCAGUUUGAGCAGUGUAUCGUCCAUGCUCUACAGUCACUCAAGGGAGUACUGGAGUGCAAGCCUGGGGAAGCCAGUGUCUUUCAGCAAGCUAAGACACAGGAGGAAGUUUGCCAACUGAGCAUAAAUAUCAUGCAGGUUUUUAUAUACUGUCUGGAACAGUUGAGCACCAAGCCUGAUGCAGAUAUAGAUACUACACAUCUUUCCAUAGAUGUUUCUUCUCCCGACUUGUUUGGAAGUAUUCAUGAAGACUUCACUUUAACUUCUGAACAGCGACUUUUGAUCGUCCUGAGCAAUUGCUGCUAUCUGGAACGUCACACCUUCCUCAACAUAGCAGAGCAUUUUGAAAAGCACGACUUCCAGGGCAUAGAGAAAAUAACCCAGGUCAGCAUGGCCUCACUAAAGGAAUUAGACCAAAGACUCUUUGAAAAUUACAUUGAGUUGAAAGCAGAUCCCAUCGUCGGCUCCUUAGAACCUGGCAUCUACGCGGGCUAUUUUGAUUGGAAAGACUGCCUGCCUCCAACAGGUGUUAGAAACUAUUUAAAAGAAGCACUGGUGAAUAUAAUUGCUGUACAUGCGGAGGUAUUCACUAUUUCCAAAGAGCUGGUGCCUCGGGUCCUGUCGAAGGUGGUGGAAGCAGUUUCUGAAGAGCUGAGUCGGCUGAUGCAGUGUGUCUCGUCCUUCAGCAAAAAUGGAGCGUUACAGGCGAGGCUGGAGAUCUGUGCUCUGCGGGACACCGUGGCUGUUCACCUGACGCCUGACAGCAAGUCCAGUUUUAAACAGGCUCUGGAAGCCCUGCCCCAGCUGUCCAGCGGAGCAGAUAAAAAGUUACUGGAAGAACUGCUGAACAAGUUCAAGAGCAGCAUGCACUUACAGCUCACCUGUUUCCAGGCUACUUCUUCAACCCUGAUGAAAACAUAAAUACCAAACACGGGUAGUCCAGAAAGAUGCCAAGUGAUAAAUUUGUUCACUUACUCAAGUGCCCUAAAGGUAUUUGCUAUAUAAAGCAUUAGGUUUGUAAUUUCUUUCUUGGUCUUUUUUUUUUUUUUUAACCCUGACUGAGUAGCCAAGAAAGAUGGUGUAAGCUUCAUUUUGCAUUGAAGUAUUUGAAAUGUCCAAGCGUGUUUGUCUUGCUGUUUUUAUUACACUGAGUCCUAGAAAAUAUCUUUUCAGAAAAAGCACAUACACUCACACACAUACUUUUUUUUCCCUUGGUUAACUGUUGCCCAGUGUUUUGAGAUGGCAUGUGAUGUAGACUAAGCAUUUUCCAGCGUUGCAUUUUCUAGAAUUUUGGUAGCUCCUGGGACACAUGGAGAGGUGGAUAAAAAAAGACUUGGAAAGUUCUUUCAAUGUCUGGGGAGCUUUAAAUCUCCUAUACCAUGUGCUGAAAAAUCUUAUACAAGUAGCCCCACAUCUGCCAAUUCCAGAGGACUUGUGGAACUGUGUAUCAUCUGUAUAUUUGUCGCCUACCUGUCCCUGAAUCAACGUUUUAUUUUGCUACCUGAUUUUUAUUUUUCACAAUGCUGAUCUCUCAGUCAGUACAUGCUCAGUAUAGUAUAGUUUUUUGGUCUCUGCAUUUGCUGUGUCACUCCACAUCAGUGAGUCGCCUGUCUCCAAGCCCCAUUGGUGACAUGUUUGGAGCAGGACAUUUUGGAGUUGCCAUCGGGAUCAGCUACCAUCCCCGGUGCCUCCUGAGGAGCAAACGACCCCUUACAAGGCCCAUGGCCACGGCUGGCACUCCUCCCACCAAGGUCCUGCCUUCCCUUCUGGUGGUUUCUCUCCUUUCCACCACCUCCUGCCCUUUGAAGUCUCUUGCUCAGAGGCUGAAAGAACCCGGUUCUGGUGCUAUGUGUGUUUCCUGAAGAUUCGAAGGUACUCCUGUGCUCACCGGUGGUAGGAGCUUCCGAGCCACAUGACAUUUGUCCUACAUUUGCUGCUGACUUCGUUUACCAGAAAGUUCAGGUCAGCAUGACCUCUUUCCCAGUCACUUCCCCUGCCUCACUUCAUCAUGCCCUGGCUUCAGAAAACUGAGUAACUCUCCCCUUGUAGCCUGCUCAUCAGGGUUUUCAGAUUUUCCUACACGUGUCAUAGAAUCUCCCUUCUUUUAGUUAUGCUAAAAUUAAUGUCUUUAUUAAUACAAGUAAUUUCAGGGCAGAGGCAGUGUCCAUUAUUUGAAAUAAGUCAACACCACUGAGUUUGUUCGCCUGGUGUACGAGGAGGAAAAUCAUCAUAACUGGAAGUAAAAGUUCAAUCUUCUACUAAUGUGCUUGCUAAGAAAUAUUAAGAAAUAUUCAAAAGAUCAUCUCUCCUGAGCACGUCGACCACUGUGUCUAUGGACUAAAUGACAAAAUCUCAAUCCCAAAUACUUGUAUUCUUUUUAAUAUCUACUACAGAGCGUUCAGCCAGUUCAGAAUCUGCCUGCCAUACAAUGUAUUAGUUGGGGGACAAUUUUCCCCUCUGCAGCUGUAUUUCAGCCUUUUCAUUAGUUGUCAAACUUUGUGAAUGUCUCAUUUAAACAUUUAAAAUAAAUGCCAAAAUUCAGGUUUUUCUUAUGUGUGUCCAAUCAUCG
This is a messenger RNA of Talpa occidentalis (Iberian mole), 4599 nucleotides long. It is a transcript of the gene EXOC2, whose product is annotated as exocyst complex component 2. Lineage: Eukaryota; Metazoa; Chordata; Mammalia; Eulipotyphla; Talpidae. Gene Ontology annotation, biological process: exocytosis; Golgi to plasma membrane transport. The coding region runs from base 177 to 2951 and encodes 924 amino acids. The transcript has 28 exons. Gene Ontology annotation, cellular component: exocyst. The record is from RefSeq and is a predicted model, not a curated record.